AUGAAAAGAUUUUACUUCAGCAUCUUCUUGAGAGUAAUGCAAAACCACAGCUUUGUCACUCAGUUCAUACUCCUUGGACUUUCACAGAAUGCAGAAGUUGAGAAAAUAUUGUUUGUGAUAUUUUUAUUGAUCUACCUUGCAACCCUUUGGGGCAAUAUGAUAAUUGUGGUUACCAUUAUCUACAGUCCCACACUGCUUGCUUCCCCCAUGUACUUCUUUUUGAUAUUCUUGUCCUUACUGGAUGCAUGCACUUCAUCUACUGUCUCACCCAAGAUGAUUAUAGACUUCUUCUUUGAGAGAAAGACCAUUUCAUUUGAAUGCUGUAUGACACAACUAUUUGCAUUCCACUUUUUCAAUGGGAUAGAGGUAAUUGUCCUGUCAGCUAUGGCUUAUGACCGCUAUGUGGCCAUUUGCAAGCCUUUGCACUACACUUCCAUUAUGACCCGGAGGAUCUGUGGCAUUUUGGUGGCAAUAUCCUGGGCUGGAGGAUUCUUGCAUUCUAUCAUACAAAUUACCUUUACUUUGCAGCUGCCCUUCUGUGGACCUAAUGUCAUUGAUCACUUCAUGUGUGACUUGUUCCCAUUACUGAAGCUUGCUUGUACUGACACACACAUAUUUGUCAUUUUAGUAUUUGCUAACAGUGGGUCUAUUUGCAUCAUAAUUUUUUCUAUUUUGCUUGUCUCCUAUGGUGUAAUAUUGUACUCUCUGAGAGCCCACAGCUCUGAAGGGCGACUUAAAGCUCUCUCCACCUGUGGAUCCCAUAUCACUGUUGUGGUUCUGUUCUUUGUAUCAUGCAUAUUAAUAUAUGCACGACCUACGGCUGCCUUCUCUUCUGAAAAAAAUGUGCUUGUAUUUGCUACAAUUAUGACACCACUUGUGAAUCCGAUGGUCUACACUUUCAGAAAUCAGGAAAUGAAGAAUGCCAUCAGGAAAAUGUGGAAGCAAUUGAUACUGCUUUGUGAUGAUUAUUAA
Cricetulus griseus (Chinese hamster) is the source of this 972-nucleotide messenger RNA. Lineage: Eukaryota; Metazoa; Chordata; Mammalia; Rodentia; Cricetidae. The record is from RefSeq and is a predicted model, not a curated record.